GGCGUGGAGGCGCAGAGGCUCCCGGGGAUCGUGGUUUUUUUACAGCCCGCGGGACGCCGUCGCCGGCGGGGACGGGACUCCAUUUCCCAGGGUGCCUCGCACGAGCGGGGCGGACUGAGGAAGGAGCCCGUAAGGAAGGCGAGCAGGAGCCGUUAACCGAAUUCGCCCCCUCUUUGUAAAGUGCCCGGAGCACAAUGUACACACUGCUUUCGGGGCUUUACAAGUAUAUGUUCCGGCGAGAUGAAUACUGCAUCUUAAUCCUGGGAUUGGACAAUGCUGGAAAAACGACUUUUCUUGAACAGACAAAAACGAGAUUCAACAAGAACUACAAAGGGAUGAGCUUAUCCAAAAUCACAACCACUGUCGGUUUGAACAUUGGCACCAUAGACGCUGGAAAAGCUCGGUUGAUGUUUUGGGACCUCGGAGGUCAGGACGAACUUCAGUCUCUUUGGGACAAGUAUUAUGCGGAAUCCCAUGGGGUCAUUUACAUUAUCGAUUCCACCGACGAGGAAAGGUUGUCGGAAUCCAAGCGAGCUUUUGAAAAGAUGAUAACCAAUGAGGUUCUGGAAGGCGUCCCUUUGUUGGUUCUUGCUAACAAACAAGAUAUAGAGAACUGCCUCUCGAUCCCCGACAUCAAGACGGCGUUCAGCGACUGCAUCAACAAAAUUGGCAAGAGGGACUGCUUGACUCAAAGUUGCUCGGCCCUCACUGGGAAAGGCGUCAACGAAGGCAUUGAGUGGAUGGUCAGGUCCGUGGUGAGGAACAUUCAUCGUCCCCCGAGGCAGAAGGACAUCACAUAGGACGACCAAGUGAUCGCCACGCCAGACACCUUGGUCCCUCCAGAGAGACUCUCCUCCUCCUCCUCUUCCUCGUUUCUCCUUCCCCCUCUCUCUGUCCCUCAAGGAGAUUCCUGCGACCUCCCAUUCUUCCUUGAAUCAAAGAGACGUUUGUCCUCUCGCGGCGUCUUACAAGAGGCCUCAACCUCCGAGAAGAACUGGGAGGGGUCCCCCUUUCCUUCCUGAUCUGUCCCGCCUCCUGGAGCAUGGAGUGGGAUCGAUGUUCCGAAUAUGCACAGGACAUGUCCCUCUUUUUUUUCUUUUUUCUUUUUUUUACAAAACUCUAAACCUGUCGGGCGUCGAAGACUUCUGGGGCUACUUGAUCAAACUGGGAAUACGGGGAAGUGGGGGAGUGGGGAGAAAUCCGGUUUCCCAGUGAUUUUUCUGGGCCGUUCCAUAAAUCUGGUUUUGCACUUGUGUGGAAAAGGAGCGAUCGGCAGUGGUGGGGUGGGGUGGACUCUUCUUUUAUAGAAAGUGUACGCCUCAUGAAUGCUGCAGUGAGAGAGAGAGAGAAAAGAAAAAGAGAGAGGAGAGAGAGAAAGAAAGAGAAAAGAGAGAAAGUGAGAGAGGAGA
Molecule: messenger RNA, 1409 nt
Organism: Thamnophis elegans (Western terrestrial garter snake)
Lineage: Eukaryota; Metazoa; Chordata; Lepidosauria; Squamata; Natricidae
Gene: ARFRP1
Product: ADP ribosylation factor related protein 1
Exons: 8
Coding region: 195-800 (201 amino acids)
Biological process (GO): intracellular protein transport; Golgi to plasma membrane protein transport; protein localization to organelle
Cellular component (GO): Golgi apparatus
Molecular function (GO): GTP binding; GTPase activity
Source: RefSeq, a predicted model, not a curated record